CGCGGAGUGUAGGAAACCGGACGCCAAAUCUGUCCCCGCGCAGACGCCGCCCGGCGCAGAGCGGAGUGGCCGCCCUCCCUGAGGCGCGCCUGCGCACGUCCUCACGCACGCUCCGGCGUACGGCGGCGGCCGGGGGUCGCGAGCCGGUGGAGGAUCCGCGCGCGGAGGAGCCCGGGGAGUCAACUCUUCUUCCCUCCCUUCCCCAUUCCCCUCCCCGCUCCCUCCCCCCUCCCCAAGAAUGUUCCGCUACGAGUCUUUGGAGGAUUGUCCUCUGGAUGAAGAUGAGGAUGCAUUUCAAGGCCUGGGAGAGGAAGAUGAAGAAAUUGAUCAAUUCAAUGAGGAUACAUUUGGGUCAGGUGCAGUUGAUGAUGAUUGGCAGGAGGCACAUGAGCGACUGGCAGAAUUGGAAGAGAAACUGCCGGCAGCAGUCAAUGAACAAACAGGCAAUGGAGAAAGGGAUGAGAUGGACUUGUUGGGUGACCAUGAGGAAAAUCUGGCAGAAAGGCUCAGUAAGAUGGUGAUUGAAAAUGAACUAGAAGAUCCAGCCAUCAUGAGGGCAGUGCAGACCAGGCCAGUUUUGCAACCCCAACCAGGAAGUCUCAAUUCCAGCAUCUGGGAUGGAUCUGAAGUUCUGAGGCGAAUCCGAGGACCAUUGCUUGCUCAGGAAAUGCCUACAGUGUCUGUAUUAGAAUAUGCCUUGCCUCAGAGGCCCCCACAGGGCCCAGAAGAUGAUCGGGACCUUUCCGAGCGUGCAUUACCAAGGCGGUCAACUUCACCUAUCAUUGGCAGCCCUCCUGUUAGAGCUGUCCCCAUAGGCACCCCACCUAAGCAGAUGGCUGUACCCAGCUUCAACCAACAGAUUCUGUGUCCGAAGCCUGUCCAUGUUCGGCCCCCAAUGCCACCACGUUAUCCUGCUCCCUAUGGUGAGAGGAUGUCUCCAAACCAGCUCUGCAAUGUCCCGAACUCUUCCCUACUGGGUCACCCUUUCCCUCCUAGUGUUCCUCCUGUUCUCAGCCCCCUCCAGAGAGCACAGCUUCUUGGAGGAGCACAGCUACAGCCUGGACGGAUGUCUCCCAGCCAGUUUGCACGGGUCCCUGGAUUUGUUGGUAGUCCGCUUGCUGCCAUGAAUCCCAAGCUGCUGCAAGGGCGAGUUGGGCAGAUGCUUCCCCCAGCACCAGGCUUCCGUGCCUUCUUUAGUGCUCCACCUCCUGCUACACCACCUCCUCCACAGCAGCACCCCCCUGGCCCAGGACCUCUUGUGCAAAACUUACGAUCUCAGGCCCCAAUGUUUAGAGCAGACACCACUCAUCUUCAUCCACAGCACCGUCGACUUUUGCAUCAGAGACAGCAACAGAAUAGAAAUCAGCAUCGGAAUCUCAAUGGUGCAGGAGAUAGAGGAAGUCACCGGAGCAGUCACCAAGAUCAUCUCCGGAAGGAUCCGUAUGCCAAUCUCAUGUUGCAGCGAGAAAAGGACUGGGUCGCCAAAAUCCAGAUGAUGCAACUGCAAAGCACUGAUCCCUACCUGGAUGAUUUUUAUUAUCAGAAUUACUUUGAAAAACUGGAGAAACUGUCAGCUGCUGAAGAAUUACAAGGUGAUGGUCCUAAAAAGGAGCGCACCAAGCUCAUUACCCCUCAGGUGGCCAAACUGGAGCACGCCUAUAAGCCAGUGCAGUUCGAGGGCUCUUUGGGAAAGCUUACCGUCUCUAGUGUGAAUAAUCCCCGGAAGAUGAUUGAUGCGGUUGUGCCAUCUCGGAGUGAGGAUGAUGAAACAAAAGAAAAACAGGUUCGGGACAAGAGACGAAAAACCCUUGUCACAAUUGAGAAAACCUACAGUUUGCUCCUGGAUGUGGAAGAUUAUGAAAGGCGUUACCUCCUAAGUCUAGAAGAAGAGCGACCUGCCCUGAUGGAUGAAAGAAAGCACAAAAUUUGCAGCAUGUAUGACAACUUAAGGGGAAAAUUACCUGGACAAGAGAGUAUCUGGAACAGAAUCUUGCUAAUGUUAGCAUUUUUCUUCCCCUGCAGGCCAAGUGAUGACCUCUUUGUACAGAUCAUGUGUAUCCGAAAAGGGAAGAGAAUGGUUGCCCGCAUUCUCCCUUUCCUCUCCACAGAGCAAGCAGCUGACAUUCUCAUGACAACAGCCAGGAACCUCCCAUUCCUUAUCAAGAAGGAUGCACAAGAUGAGGUGCUGCCGUGCUUAUUGAGUCCCUUUUCCCUCCUCCUCUAUCAUCUUCCGUCAGUGACUGUCACCAGCCUUCUGCAACAGCUAAUGAACCUACCUCAGAGUGCAGCUGCACCAGCACCUUCUAAUCCUCACCUCACUGCUGUUCUCCAGAACAAGUUUGGCCUGUCACUGCUCCUUGUUGUCCUGAGCCGUGGGGAAGACCUACAGAGUUCAGACCCUGCUACAGAAUCAACAGAAAACAACCAGUGGAUGCAAGUGAUGUUCAUGGCAACCCGAGAACUUCUGAGGAUUCCCCAAGCAGCCCUAGCCAAGCCAAUCUCUAUCCCCACAAACCUAGUAUCCCUCUUUUCUCGCUAUGUUGACCGACAGAAACUGAAUUUGCUGGAGACAAAACUGCAGCUAGUUCAGGGGAUACGAUAAAAGAUCUGCACAUGUGUCCUGUACCUCUUUUUGGCUGUCACCUGCACUGCUGCCAUCACCAAUGGAGUGUUUGUAAUGAGGGAGGGGAGGUAGCUCAUUCCUCAGAGCAUCUUAUGUGGCCAAGUCCUGUUCACAAGGAUUGUCUCUAAAUGCCAGGUGUUUCCCCACUGCUCUGUGACGUUCGGCUGAGUGAUACUUCUGCUGGUUUCUUCUUACCUUCUCUGUUACAAUUCUGCAUGUCCUACUUUUACUCAAUUCUUCUCAAUUUUGCAUUUUCUUUGCUCUAGAGACACAAAUAUAAUCUCUCCCUUUAUCCCACCACUAUUCCAUUUCAGAGUAGAUUAUAGCCUGCCAAAGGAUCCCUCCCCGCAUCUUAUUGAAGUCUUUUUCAUUGCCCCAUAUUAAUAUGACUAUAGGAGAACCAAUUAAGUAGAAAUUAAUAUACAUGUGUGUGUACACACACCCCUCCACAUGUGUUUCUGUGGUCUCCAGAGGAUCCUUAAAGAAUGAGUUUUAGAGGGAGAAAUAUUCAGUUGACAUCCCUCCUCUAAACACAAACUAGCUGAUAUAUUCUUAAUCUGUUUCUAGACCUUAUAAUUAAUUUGGUGAGUUCCCCUUGUUUUAAUAUAAAUACAGAAUAUCCCAGCAUAUGAAUAAAAUCAGAACUCAAUUGGCUAACACCCAGCUCUAGACUGAGAAGUCCUUUUUUUCUUCCCCACUUGAGUUUCCUUUGUUUCUGUUCACCUGAAUGGAAACAGCAUACGGUUUAAGCCUUUAUCCUGCUACAGCGACAGUGUACUUGAGCCUGUCCUCCCAAGUGUGUGGAAGAUUGCCCAAGGUGAUUCUAACUUAGAGCCUGCUUCCACAGUGUAGCUUUUGUCUUCCUGAGACUACUUCAGUAAGCCAUGCUUUUACCUCUCUCUUCCCCAUUUUUAUUUGGUGUCCUGGAUAGAAACCUCCAAAUGUAACCAUGGAAGCUAAGUUGGGCUUGCUUUGUUCUUCAUUCUCCAUGCCAUGGGCAGAACUGCUGUCCUUGCUGCUUCAUCUCACUCAGGUCCCAUCCCAGGACCUAGACAUGAAUCCUAGCAAGGACAGCCUUCCGUUACCUUUUCACUUGUCCCUCUCCCAUUCAGCAGUCAACCAGGAUAAGAGGUUUUGUUCCAUGGUGAUUAUAGCCCUCAAGAAAAAUCUGAAUCCAUUUUAAAUGUACUUUUUGUUGUUCUCACCUUUCGAAUGUAGUGGGGAAAGACAAGUUGUGAUGUUUAAAGAGAAUAAACAUUUUGCACAUAACAUGUAUUGUACAACAGUAAAAUCCUCCAUUAUAACCAGUUGUCCUUGUCUCCAUCUCCAUUUCUUCUCAUUCUGUAGCCCCAGGCUCCACCAGCUGUUCCCAGUGACAUUACUGGCUUCCCUCUGCCAUUAUCAACUGACUUAUUUCCACUGGGCACCUUUCCUGCCUUUUCACUUCACAACCGAUCAAGUGAAUACUUGAUUAGUAUUUCUUCUCUGUGCUUUUUUGUUUGGUUCUAAUAAAGAUUAAAGUUUCUAAAUUUACAUUUUUAUAGGGAAUUGUAAAUAAAUACAAAUUGUAUACUUGAAAAAA
Messenger RNA from Myotis daubentonii (Daubenton's bat), 4205 nucleotides. It is a transcript of the gene PATL1, whose product is annotated as PAT1 homolog 1, processing body mRNA decay factor. Gene Ontology annotation, cellular component: P-body. The record is from RefSeq and is a predicted model, not a curated record. Gene Ontology annotation, biological process: deadenylation-dependent decapping of nuclear-transcribed mRNA; P-body assembly. Lineage: Eukaryota; Metazoa; Chordata; Mammalia; Chiroptera; Vespertilionidae. Gene Ontology annotation, molecular function: RNA binding.